GAUAACGUACGCUUGAAUAAUUAUUACCUUAGUGACAAUUAUCAUUAUGGGUCCUAAUCCUAAACGAAUGAUAUUUUUGGUUCUAUUACUGAACCUGGCAUUAAAUGUUGUGGGUGUCCCAAAUGUUAUACCAGAAUAUGUGUAUGAGUUUGGUAAAAAAGGCGGAGACAAAAUAUUCAAUAGCCAUAGCUGGAUUGGGUGGCUUCGAUUUGAUACAGAAGUCACUAUACCUUGCCCACCAGAUACUCAAGUAAGCUACGUCAAGGUGACUGUGAAGGCGAUCAACCCCCCAAAAGUGGACUACAAUGAAGAAACCAGAACCGUCAGUAUAAAAUACUCGUACGUCGAGUUUUCUGGAAGCACGUACAGAAUUUAUGCUGAAGGUAUAAAACUAUAUAAAGACACGUAGGUGGUUUUCUUCAUUAUUAAAGAUGAUUUUUAACGUGUUUUAUUGUAUCUAAAAAUGUCUGAUUUGUUUCUGUCAGCAAUAAAUUAGAAGUAAAA
This is a messenger RNA of Leguminivora glycinivorella, 504 nucleotides long. RefSeq lists its product as uncharacterized. Lineage: Eukaryota; Metazoa; Arthropoda; Insecta; Lepidoptera; Tortricidae. The transcript is spliced from 3 exons. The record is from RefSeq and is a predicted model, not a curated record. Bases 47 to 409 code for a protein of 120 amino acids.